This is a messenger RNA of Chrysochloris asiatica (Cape golden mole), 692 nucleotides long. It is a transcript of the gene TSLIG1, whose product is annotated as zinc finger and BTB domain containing 8 opposite strand. Gene Ontology annotation, biological process: tRNA splicing, via endonucleolytic cleavage and ligation. Gene Ontology annotation, cellular component: tRNA-splicing ligase complex. The record is from RefSeq and is a predicted model, not a curated record. The coding region runs from base 45 to 548 and encodes 167 amino acids. The transcript is spliced from 7 exons. Lineage: Eukaryota; Metazoa; Chordata; Mammalia; Afrosoricida; Chrysochloridae.
UCCGGCAGGUGAAGGGCGGAAGUAGAGAGGUCAGUGCUACAAUCAUGGCGCAAGAGGCUGAAGAUGAAAGAGACUACAAUUUAACCGAGAAGCAGAAGGCGGUCAAGGCCAAGUAUCCUCCUGUCAAUCGGAAAUACGAGUAUUUGGAUCAUACAGCUGAUGUCCAGUUACAUGCGUGGGGCUCUACUUUGGAGGAAGCGUUUGAGCAGUGUGCAAUGGCCAUGUUUGGUUAUAUGACAGAUACUGGGACUGUUGAGCCCCUUCAUACAGUAGAAGUAGAAACCCAAGGAGAUGACUUACAAUCUCUUCUGUUUCACUUUUUGGAUGAGUGGCUUUAUAAGUUCAGUGCUGAUGAGUUCUUCAUACCCCGGGAAGUGAAAGUACUCAAUAUAGAUCAAAGAAAUUUCACAUUACGGUCGAUUGGAUGGGGAGAAGAAUUUUCAUUGUCCAAGCACCCUCAGGGAACUGAAGUCAAGGCAAUAACAUACUCGGCAAUGCAAGUUUAUAAUGAAGAGAAGCCAGAAGUUUUUGUGAUCAUUGACAUUUAAGAUACAAAGAAAAGAGACUCCCAUGAAGAACCUUUUAUCUGUCUUUUGGGAAGCUACCAUGAUUUAACUGCUACAAUAUCUAUUGAUACAUGGAAACAUGUGGAACAAAAAAAUUAACUCCAAGUGUGAUUUGAGAAAUGGAAA